This is a messenger RNA of Guillardia theta CCMP2712, 1361 nucleotides long. RefSeq lists its product as hypothetical. NCBI's taxonomy places the organism in Eukaryota, Cryptophyceae, Pyrenomonadales, Geminigeraceae. The transcript has 6 exons. The record is from RefSeq and is a predicted model, not a curated record. Bases 17 to 628 code for a protein of 203 amino acids.
AGUGAAGUCUUGCAGCAUGCCGAGCGCGACUGUGCAGAGAAACAUCAUCACCAACCCCGAACAACUCAGGAAGAAUGUGCGGAGGUGCAUGAGAAAGCUGCUCGACAAGAACCUCGUCUCGUCCGACCCCAACGUGAAUGCAGAGCGACAGAUCGAGUUCGCCUGGUCGCUGGUAGACUGGAGGACCUUCGACCCGUCGAGCCCCUUGAAAACUUUUCCAGGAGAUGCUGCCAACAAAGAGCCCUCGGCACUAGAGCUACUCAUACUCGCUCUGAAGAACUCUCCUUCAGCUGAGGUCCACUACGCAAGCAGCUCAGCGAUAGCAUACCUUGCUGUACGGCAGGACAUCCGACUCGCCCUCGUCGAGACUCCCUCGGGGCCUCUCAUGGAAUCGCUCGACCUGCUCAUACGACGACUGGAGGCAACUGAGCAUAGCGGUCUGCGAUAUGCGAUAUGCGCCAUCGCUACUGAGCUGUGCAAGACAGAGAUCGGACUCAUCAGGCUGCGAGACAUCAACUUCGCACAAGCACUUGAAAGGUUGCGACAGAAGAAGAUUCAGCCUAAGGAUGCAGCACUGGAGCUCAUCAUGGACCACCUGAGCCUCGAGCUUCGACCUCGCAUCUCAUGACACACAGACGACAAAAAGUCACUGACUGACAACAAACAGCCUUACAUAGACACGUCGAUGUUGUUCAGUACGACCACCUGCCGCCAUGUCAGUCCUCCAGCACCGUCACGACGUCCUGCCUCCUACCAGCAGCCUCGUGCAGCGAUGGAAGUCCUUGCUGACCCUGUCGAGACUCUCCUCUGCCUCCCUCAUCUCUUCCCAGUCCUCUUCUCCCUUCCUGUCCUGCUUGCUCGGGGAAACAAGACGGUGAAGUUGAGGGAUCGGAGAACGCUGCUCGCUGGAUUGACAGGCGAAAAAGUGACUCUUGUAAACUUGUAGGGAAAACUCAAUGAUGAAGAAGACUAAGAAUAAGGAGAUGGCAGAUGAUGAUGAAAAAAAACUCACUCACAUCAAUUCAAGAAAUUUACAAAUAUACAUACAAAGUAAGAUUAAAUCUCCUUUCUUAACGUUUGCUUCAGGUAAAAUUUUGGGUUUGAAACACCGCAUCGAUUUCUCGCUGUAGCCUCCUUUGUCUAGAUAGUUUCUCCUCCUCAGCCGUCUGCUUCAGGACUACCCUCUCCUUCAUCUUCUGCUCUCCCAAAGGAUCCAAGGGAAACAGCAGAAAGCUGCUCAUCAACGAAAGCUCAAGCUUCUUCCGAUGAUCCUCCUCCCAGUUGUAACGACUGUAACUCCACUGUUGAGCCUCCGCCUUCUCCUCCCCUGCCAUCGGUUCCAUAAAAGAUUUCUUCCUCCU